CCGCAGGACCUGCAAGCCGCCCGCGCCAUGGUGGUGGUGGCCAUCGUCUUGGCCGUCCUUGGCACCCUGCUCGCCGUCGCCGGCGGCAAGUGCACCAACUGCGUGGAGGAUGACACCGCCAAAGCCAAGGUCAUGAUCCUCUCCGGCAUCAUUUUCAUCGUCGCCGGCAUCCUCAUCCUCAUCCCCGUCUCUUUGUCGGCCAACACCAUCAUCCGGGACUUCUACAACCCGCUGGUCACCGACUCCCAGAAGAGGGACCUGGGGUCGUCCCUCUACGUGGGCUGGGCGGCCUCCGCGCUCCUGCUGCUGGGGGGGGGGAUCCUCUGCUGCACCUGCCCCCCCCGGGGCGAGAAGCCCUACUCUGCCAAAUUCACGGCC
Molecule: messenger RNA, 378 nt
Organism: Leptosomus discolor (cuckoo roller)
Lineage: Eukaryota; Metazoa; Chordata; Aves; Leptosomiformes; Leptosomidae
Source: RefSeq, a predicted model, not a curated record